AUGUUCCGCACAACUUUCCACAAUACCGUCACGGAUCCUAUACCCGUCAACGUGGACAGCAAAGGGGUUGUUGACCUUCUCCACGACCAUUCGUUCCUCAUUACUAUGUCUCCAAUCGUCACCCGUCACAGCGAAGUCAGCCGCGAUCCCGUCACGCAGAAGGUGACAUACGAUGUUUGGGAGAAUCUGGAUCUGCUACCCUUCGGACUGUGGAAGUACGAGCUGCGCUUUACUGCUGCCUUCGAGAACAAGGCAGAUGGAGUGAUCACUCACAUAGAAGCGCCGAUGGGCUUCCAGUCAAAGGCUGAUUAUACGGUCCGUGGCAAGCAAGGCUUUGAAGAAAGUGGCGCAAUGGAGUUGAACGAGGCAAUUGAGAGCAGUUGCUCCCAUAUCUUCAGGCCGUUCGUUGAAUGGACCAUGGUGCCCGUGAGGCGGAAGAUGCAUGCGCAAAUCAUCGCACGGGCCCACGAGAUGCAGCAUGGCAUACAAAGCUGA
Molecule: messenger RNA, 495 nt
Organism: Baudoinia panamericana UAMH 10762
Lineage: Eukaryota; Fungi; Ascomycota; Dothideomycetes; Mycosphaerellales; Teratosphaeriaceae
Exons: 1
Coding region: 1-495 (164 amino acids)
Source: RefSeq, a predicted model, not a curated record